Molecule: messenger RNA, 2593 nt
Organism: Orbicella faveolata
Lineage: Eukaryota; Metazoa; Cnidaria; Anthozoa; Scleractinia; Merulinidae
Biological process (GO): signal transduction
Cellular component (GO): plasma membrane
Molecular function (GO): protein binding
Source: RefSeq, a predicted model, not a curated record
CCUAGUAUGUUCGCGACUGAGGCGUCCAUUGUUGGAUGAGGAAGAAGAAACUUUGACUGAGAGCACUCGGAGAAUUUGAAUUGUUAUUCAAGAUAACCAGAAGGGAAUUCUCUGGUUAAUGACUUGUUGAAAAGACAAGAGAAGAAGACUACAGGGACUGUGAAGAUACAUUUAUGAAGCAAAAUUGCCCACUAAUGCGUUUAUCAAAUAGAAUUAAAGACAGUAGGUUAAAUGACAAAAACGAGAUAAAGAUGGAGAAAGGAGGUACAGUUGGACCAUCAGCAGGCAGUUCUGGAGCCUCUGGUGGUGAUGAGAGGGAUUCCAACAGCAACCUCAGCUCUGGACAUGCUAAAAGAGAUGCCAGUGGUGAUGAGAAGGCAUCUGAGUUGGCCAGACUUUUAGCAGAGUUUAAGCUAGAUAAUCAGCUUUUGCUUGAACAAAAACCAUUAAGAGGGAGCAGCAAUUCUUCACACGGGAAUUCAGUUGAUGAAUUAUCCCCAAAAAGGGAGUUUGAAAGGCGAAGAGCCAGCCUUCCCUCCAACUCUCCACAAGAACAACAUCCUGGAACUUUGCGGCAUCAAACAAGCGAGCCUCUUCUACAUCAAAUGAAUCAAAAUAGGGAACUAAAAUUAAACGAUCCACUGACGACAUCUGUGCUGAAUAAUCUGGAGCUUCUGGAAGGACUGGGAAACUGUUUGGACAAACAGUAUAAGUGCGGUGAAAUAAAAUGUUGGAAACAUCUUUGCGAACAUUUUGGAGUGGAAGCAAAAACCUAUGAAGACUUCACUCGCAGUCAAGAACGCAGUCCCACAGAAGAUUUAUUUGACUUUCUAAAGACACAGGAACCUAAGGAAUUCACUAUCGGCAAGUUGAAGGAUAAGCUGAGUUCCAUUGAAAGGCAAGACGUGCAGGGUAUUCUUUUGGAGUUCGAUGAUGAGACUCAAGUGGGCAGCCUGUUUGACAGUCAUCCACAAGUUAUUGCAAACAUGGCUUUUUUGCUGGACAAAGAGGAGAAGCCAGGUAAACGGAACUGGAAGCAUUUAGCUGAUAUGUAUGGCGUGCCACGAAGUGAAUCGGAGAGUUUUGGAGAAUCUAUGGAUGAAAACCCAACAGAACGGUUGUUUGAGUACCUCCGCGUCAAAAAACCUCGUUUAACCACCGGGGAGGUAAAAAGACAUCUGAAAAUUCUCAAAAUGCAAGAUGUGCUGGAUGUGUUAGCAGAAAGCAAGAAAGUGAAAGACAACUCUCCACUGAAAGCCUUAUGGGAGGAUCUAGAGAUAGCAGCACGUGUCUGCAACCUUCUAAAUAAGAAGCAUACCAGUAGGAUACGUUGCUGGAGGCAUUUGGGAAACAAACUUGGCGUCAGAAAGGAUACGUUGGAUACGUUUUCAAACGAAGGAGAAAUGAUAAGCCCUACGGAAGUCCUUAUCCGUCAUCUGGGUGCUGCUAGACCCAGUUUGGUCAUGGCUGACUUAAUUUGGGCCCUGGAGAGAAUUGGGAGAACUGAUACUUUUUCUGUAGUCGAGGUUUACUUUCCAGGUUAGUAAACAAAGUGUUACAAAAUGAAUGCUUGUUAGUUUGGUGUUUCUCAAGACGCACUUGAACGAUUGUGCUGAAAGGUAUAUAUCGUUCACAUUGUGAAUUAAGUAACUCACAUGUAGCUUAAUCGUGCUUCUCAUCCCUUGCUUGAUCUAAAUAUCGAGACCACGACCGAGAUUGCUUUGUCCAGUUCAUUAAGGCUGGUUCUCACUAGCGCCCAAGCAUAAGCAACAUACGCAGGUGCACAAGGUAUCCGCUGACCGGUAUCACGUGACGCAGUCCAAUUAAUUAGGUAAAUACUUGUCUUUGAUAAAAGCGAGCUCCACAGUAAUGUGCUGUUAUUUUUUUUCGCGCGAAUGAUGUAAACACGUCACUUGAUAAGCUAAAGCUGGGAAAUGUCUGAUGAUGUCUUAACAUGACGUUCCUCGGUUUUCUAAAUUUGCGUUUUUAUGUUCUCGCGUUCAGUUUUCAGGGCAAUUAAAUUGUUACAUUUGAAGAAAGUCUUGCCAAUUUACCUUUGAACGCUGACAGAAUUGUUGGAAGGGUAACAGCUUCUAUUGGAAAAGUCUUUGAAGGACAAUGAACACAACUUCCAUUCAGCUCAAAAGAUAAUAUGAAGGGAUAUUUGUCCUUGGAUAUUGUCUGUUCCUCAAAGCUCUCUCGGAGAACUCUUCUGUUCUUGCAGCAGAUAAAAUAAAUAACUUUGUUAUUUUACCAAGCUUCUAGACAGCCUACAAGGCUUACUAAUCGGGAACAUGCACUAGAUUGAAUUGGAACUUGAAGUGUUGUCUGGGGGGGCGGAACCUUUAGAGCAAGGACAGGAACCAACAACAAAGUCCACCCAAAUAUGACGCUGGGUUAAUGAAUCGGAUCGGAACCACAUUAGUGGGAGGCCAGCAUUCUCAUCACUGCGACUCUUGUUUUACCCUAGUAAUGACUUAUUCUAUACGUCAUUACAUACAUACAUUACUUUAUUUACCCUCGGAUUUCAGAGUAGCUUAUGCAGCUAAUAUCUCCGAGCAUUUAACCAUCAGAUGAGAGAUAGCAAACUGGU